GUACGUAACAUAACCGUAACCAAGAAAAUAAUCAUCCAUCAAUCCAUUAAAAAUACAUCAGUGAACUAGAUAGGUACUUCAUUAAUAUAUCAAAUCAUUCGCUAAUUUUGUUUUGGUACUCUUAAUUAUUAUUUUUUGCUCAGAUUUCCAUUGUAAUCGAUUAUCAUAAAGACGUGUUAGAGGCAUAACUUAACUAGGAUCGUCUACGGCCAUCAUCCUUGACUAUCAAUCAACUAGUUGUCAAUAGCCUAAUUAUAUUCUAUUUUCCUCGAUCAACAGAUAAAAAUGGGUUCGACCGACACAGAAUCUCUAAUAAGUGAUAAGUCUGAAGAACCCCUAAAAGAUAAGGAACCUGAUCCUGAGGUGAUUAUUGAGGAUUCCGGCAAAGAUGAGUCGGACGGGAAGAAGAAGAAAAAGAAGAAACAUAAACAUCAUAGCAAACAUAAAAAACAUUCUGGGGAAAGGAAAAAGCAUAAGAAGCACAAAAGCAAGAAAGAAGCGGAGAAUGGAGAUAUCAAAGAAAGCAAGAAGGAGAAGAAACCCAAAGAAAAGUUGUCUGUGAUAGUGUCAGGGGAUGGCAGCAAGAGAGAAGUGAAAGGAGAAGGGAAGAAUGGAUCGUUGACAAAUGGAAGUAAAAGUAUAGACUCGGAUGUAGACAUACCUACAGGGCCUUUGGAGGAACAAAUGAACUUAGACGAGCUGAUGAAGCAAAAGGCUCUUCUCCACGCAGCUUUGGGAGCUUAUAUGUCAGGGACGGAUAGUUCCAAUGGGGAACCUGAAGUCAUCAAUUUGGUCGAUGAUGAAUCUGACGAUGGGAGAUACAAGAAACAAAAAAAGCGAGGACGGUCAAGGAGUGCAAGCAAAGAUCGGAAAGUCAGAAGAAGCGACAGCAAGAAAGAUGUGAAAGAAAAGUCCCACAGAGACCGAUCGGCAGAUAGAGAUCCUAGAAAAAAUAGAGAUGACACACGUUGGAAAGAAGAAGAAGAGUAUCGUAAGAGAGAAGCCAGGAGGAAAGAAGAUCAAAGAAAGAGGGAGGAAGAUAUGAAACGUCGUGAAGACGAAAGAAGAAGAGAGGAAAUAAAACGAAGAGAAGAUGACAUCAGAAGAAGAGAGGAAGAUUUCCGUAAAAGAGACGAUGACAGGAGAAGAGAAGAAGACAGACGCAGAGGACGAGAGGGUAGAAGAAGCAGGUCUCUUACAGGUAGAGACAGAGAUUCUCGAGAUAGAAUUGAAUCCAGAGACAGACGAGAUGCUAGAGAUCAGAGAGAUGACAGGGACAGAAGAGACAGAGAUAGAGACAGGAGACGAAGAUCAGAUAGUAGAGACAGAUAUCACUCCAGAUCUCACAAGUCAAGUCGUGAUAAAGCGGAUAAAUUCAAAGACAGCUUGUCAGAAGGCUUGAAAGUGGACAAUUCAUCGUCCUCAGAUGAAUUGGAAGACAUAAACAUUGACGUUGAAGAAGAGGACGAGGAACAGAUCAUUGAAAAGAGGAGAAAACAGAGAGAGGAAUUAUUGAAGAGGCUGGGAGUCAGUGAAGACUCCAACUUAACCAGUAGUCCUGUAGCACUAGAGCCUCCGCCUGCAGAUGAACCCCCCAUGGAGCCAGAAGCCCCCGCACCAGCACCGGCCGCCAAACCCAAGCGCAAGUCUAGGUUUGAACCGGAGACAAAGAAAGAGUCAGAUGGCAAAGCUGACGGGAAAAAUCAGCAGCGGAAAGACGGCAAAUGGGACAUGUUUGCUGAGGCGGACAACUUUGGGAGCCAAGUGAAUAGCCCCAGCAUGGUGGCCAAGGGAGGUCUGCUCCCUGAGAACCCUAGUCUGACAGACAACUGGGACGACGCAGAGGGUUACUACCGUGUCCGCAUCGGGGAGACGAUGGACAACCGUUACGUGGUGUACGGCUACACAGGUCAGGGGGUGUUCUCCAACGUGAUCCGGGCCAGGGACGGAGCCAGAGGCAACCAGGACGUGGCCAUCAAGAUCAUCAGGAACAACGAGAUCAUGCACAAAACAGGUUUAAAGGAGUUGGAAGUCCUGAAGAGACUGAACGACACAGAUCCCGAGGAUAGAUUCCACUGUUUACGACUCUUCAGGCAUUUCUUUCACAAGCAGCACUUGUGUAUGGUCUUUGAGCCGCUCAGUAUGAAUUUGAGAGAGGUGCUGAAAAAGUACGGCAAAGAUGUUGGACUUCAUAUAAAAGCAGUCCGUUCUUAUAGUCAGCAAUUGUUUCUUGCGCUGAAGCUUCUUAAAAAAGCGAAUAUUCUACACGCUGACAUAAAACCAGACAAUAUUUUGGUAAAUGAAAACAAACUGGUGCUUAAACUGUGUGAUUUUGGUUCUGCAUCACAUGUAGCAGAAAAUGAAAUUACUCCUUACUUAGUGAGUCGAUUCUACAGAGCUCCAGAAGUCAUUCUAGGCAUCCCGUAUGACUUUGGUGUGGACAUGUGGUCGGCCGGAUGUACAAUUUAUGAGUUGUACACUGGGAAAAUUAUGUUCUCUGGAAAAUCCAACAAUCAGAUGCUCAAGUAUUUCAUGGAUUUCAAGGGGAAAUUCCCAAACAAGUUGAUCAGAAAAGGAGCUUUCAAAGAUCAACAUUUUGACCACAACUGUAACUUCUUGUCUCAUGAAGUUGAUAAAGUCACAGAGAGAGAAAAAGUGGUAACCAUGUCCACAAUCAACAUAACGAGGGAUUUGCAGAGUGAGUUGGUCGGCAACCAACACCUCCCUGACGACCAAGCUCGCAAGGUCAACCAGCUGAAGGACUUGCUGGAGAAGAUAUUGAUGCUGGACUCCAGCAAACGGAUACCGAUAAAUCAGGCGUUGCUGCAUUCCUUCAUCCAAGAGAAGAUUUAGUGUCCGCAGAGGUAACCGAUAGUGUGGAAAAACUUUUUAUCAGAAAAGUUAUUUUUUGUCACAGUUCUAUUUUAAUUGUGUAAAUUACCAGGAAAACAGGCUAUUAGGUAUAGAGAAAUCUGGUCUAAAAAUACGUUACUAAAGGUUACAUGAUUCGUUUUCAAAAUGUUAAACAUAUAGCCUAGAUGUCAGGUAGCUGAAAGAUUAUUUUAAAUAAGUGAUUGUUGCACUCGUACAUGUUAACAUGUUAUUGUAAUAUAUUGGAAAAAUGUAUUUGCUUUGUAAAUAAAUGUUUUCAAAGUAACCAGUUUGUGGUGCAGUGAUAUAUUUUAUUUUAAAAGUGGAAAGAAAUUAUCAGUCAGUUACCAUAUGUUUUUGCACAAAGUUUUUUAAUUUGGAAACUUUCAAAAUACUUUUGCUGUGUUUUUAUUCAAGUGUUUUAAGUCCCGUAAGUGUGAGAGUUUCUUACAGAAUUUGUAUUACUCAUUUUUGACCAGAACUUCUAAAGAUACUUCAACACACAGUAAUCUCUUGGUAUCAUUGCAAUCAAGGGUGAUCAUGGUUUUUGUCGCAAUUGCAGGAGAUGCUAAUGACUCUGUGUAGAACUAGACAUUUUAUUCUCUCGUUAAAAUUGUAGCCACUUCUAGCAUAAAAAUAAACGUAGUCAAAGUAAGCCUUUUGAUAAAUUAUGCUGCUGUGAACUUUUUAACCUGGCCAAACUGAAACGACAACUUAUUGUUAACUACACGAUCAACAACUAAGGGAUUUUAAAAAAAUG
Messenger RNA from Macrosteles quadrilineatus (aster leafhopper), 3631 nucleotides. Its product is annotated as serine/threonine-protein kinase PRP4 homolog. Gene Ontology annotation, molecular function: protein serine/threonine kinase activity; ATP binding. Bases 286 to 2853 code for a protein of 855 amino acids. Gene Ontology annotation, biological process: peptidyl-serine phosphorylation; mRNA cis splicing, via spliceosome; peptidyl-threonine phosphorylation. NCBI's taxonomy places the organism in Eukaryota, Metazoa, Arthropoda, Insecta, Hemiptera, Cicadellidae. The record is from RefSeq and is a predicted model, not a curated record. The transcript has 17 exons.